Messenger RNA from Daucus carota subsp. sativus, 2005 nucleotides. Its product is annotated as catalase. Gene Ontology annotation, molecular function: heme binding; catalase activity. Lineage: Eukaryota; Viridiplantae; Streptophyta; Magnoliopsida; Apiales; Apiaceae. The record is from RefSeq and is a predicted model, not a curated record. Gene Ontology annotation, cellular component: plasma membrane; peroxisome; cytoplasm. Gene Ontology annotation, biological process: response to hydrogen peroxide; hydrogen peroxide catabolic process. The transcript is spliced from 8 exons. The coding region runs from base 205 to 1683 and encodes 492 amino acids.
AACUUAAUAAUAAUUAAAAAAAAUAAAAACAGAAAAUGAUGCAAAUUCCAAAAUAUAUUUUGGUAAUAAGAAUGAAUUAUUAAAAGUUAAAAUAAUAUUAGAGCACUGGAGUCGGAAGUAGUAUAAAGAGGAGUAAGCACUAGUGUGUUAGGCACACUCUUCUUUCUCCGUCUAAUUAAGAUCACUCUCUUCUCCUCUCUUAUCAUGGAUCCGUACAAGCACCGUCCUUCAAGUGCUUUCAACACUCCAUUCUGGACAACUAACUCUGGUGCUCCUGUCUGGAACGAUGACUCUGCUUUGACUGUGGGAACCAGAGGACCAAUUCUGCUGGAGGACUAUCCUUUGGUGGAGAAAAUUGCUGGGUUUACCAGGGAAAGGAUCCCUGAAAGAAUUGUCCAUGCAAGGGGUGCCAGUGCUAAGGGUUUCUUUGAGGUCACCCAUGAUAUCACUCAUCUUACCUGUGCUGAUUUUCUCCGAGCCCCGGGUGUCCAGACUCCUGUCAUUGUUCGCUUCUCUACUGUUAUCCAUGAGCGUGGGAGUCCUGAAACCAUCCGUGAUCCCCGAGGUUUUGCUAUCAAGUUCUACACCAGAGAGGGUAACUUUGAUCUUGUGGGAAACAACUUUCCUGUCUUCUUUGUGCGUGACGCAAUGAAGUUCCCCGACGUGAUCCAUGCAUUUAAGCCCAAUCCCAAGUCCCACAUUCAGGAAAACUGGAGAAUUAUGGACUUCUUGUCCCACCACCCAGAGAGUCUGCACACAUUUGCUUUCUUCUAUGAUGACAUUGGUGUUCCACAAGAUUACAGGCACAUGGAUGGCUCUGGAGUUCACACUUUUACUCUUCUUAACAAGGCUGGCAAAGCAACCUAUGUUAAGUUUCACUGGAGGCCUACUUGUGGAGUGAAGAACUUAUUAGAGGAAGAAGCCAUCAGAGUAGGAGGUACUAAUCACAGCCAUGCCACUCAAGAUCUGUAUGACUCGAUUGCAGCAGGAAAUUAUCCCGAGUGGAAGCUAUUCAUUCAGACCAUGGACCCAGAUCAAGAAGACAGGCUCGAUUUUGAUCCCCUUGAUGUCACAAAGACCUGGCCUGAGGACAUUUUCCCUCUGCAGCCAGUGGGGCGAUUGGUGUUGAACAAGAACAUCGAUAACUUCUUCGCUGAAAAUGAAAUGCUUGCCUUUAAUCCUGCUUUUGUUGUUCCCGGUGUGUACUAUUCGGAUGAUAAGUUUCUCCAGGGUCGUAUAUUUGCCUAUGGUGACACCCAGAGGCACCGUCUUGGACCAAACUAUUUGCUGCUUCCAGCUAAUGCUCCCAAGUGCCCUCAUCACAACAAUCACAUAGACGGCGCAAUGAAUUUCAUGCACAGGGAUGAGGAGAUCGAUUACUUCCCUUCAAGGUUUGAUCCCGUGCGCCAUGCUGAGAAGCACCCCCUCCCUCCACGUAUCUUGACCGGAAGACGCACUAGGGCCAAGAUUGAGAAAGAAGACAACUUUAAGCAAGCUGGAGACCGAUACAGGACUUUCGCCCCUGACAGGCAAGAACGAUUUUUGUGUCGUAUUGUUGAUGGUUUAUCCGAUCCACGAAUUACUCAUGAGAUCCGCAGCAUAUGGAUCUCAUACUGGUCUCAGGCUGACAAGUCUCUUGGUCAGAAGGUAGCGUCCCGACUCAACGUCAGGCCAAGCUACUAGAAAGUAUGGUGGUCAAGAGCCCGAGAAAUGGUGUGUGCUCAGUCAGGAGAGUACCCUGGAAGAAGAAGUUGCUGUGUUCUGUUACUUCUGUACCAGAGUUUGGAAGUAUGAUAAUAUCAAGAUAGCACUCCUAUAAACAAGUGUGAUACUCUAUGUUAUUAUAUACUUGUACAGCCAAACUUUGUGCAGCUUGUCAUGUAAUUUUCUGCACUUUGAAUGUUUUCUUACAAUCAAUAAGUACAGUUAACUCUGUGCGACCUGUUUGAUGUAAUAUUCUGGCAGCUCUGCUGUUCUCUUAUCACUUGAACUUGAUUCUGUACUA